Molecule: messenger RNA, 4058 nt
Organism: Linum trigynum
Lineage: Eukaryota; Viridiplantae; Streptophyta; Magnoliopsida; Malpighiales; Linaceae
Source: the annotation of a GenBank genome assembly
UCAGAUGUGUUGGUCUUUGCGAACACUUUGUGCCUAUUUAAUACCUCUUUAUGCACUUUCACAUGGACUUUUGCUUUGUGACGUGCUGCAAAUCAUUUUCUUCUUGUGCAAGCCUGAGCCUUGGCUAAAAUGAGAAUAAAUUUGAAACAUACUAGUACCCACCUUCACUAGCUAGGGUCUUCUCGUUUGUUCUUUGUGUUAUCUUGGUGUGCGAGUGGCUAAACGGAUGGGAACCUGUCGAAUUGACUUCACCUAUCUGUUCCCCUGCUUACAUUUCCAUAGUUAAUGGUAUAAGCAUCUACUGCAUAGUGGAAACACUUCGUUCGAAGAUCCUGACUCUCUCUCUCUCGCGUUCUAUUGCAGCUUGAAUGAUGUCCCGGAGGUGAUGAAGCAGAUGCCACCACUUCCAGUAAAGAUGAACGAAGAGCUGGCCAACACUAUCCUUCCCCGCCCAAACAUCCCAUGAAAUAGAUACCCAAGGCGAGAUUCAGCAGCGGCGAAAUCUUCUCAGCACCCCAAAUCCAUACUUGAGCCUCUUUAGUAGUCACAGUGUAAAAUCGUUUUGUUAAUGGUGGUCAACACCUAGUCCUAGUUUGGUUGGUUGGUUGGUUUUCUUUUAAAAGCAGUCCUUGGUAGGAAGAAGAAGAAGAAGAAGAUUACUCAGAAUUUUACCCUUUCUUUUCUUGGGUUUGUAGGCAAUUAGGCUUACACACAAUAAGCAAAAUAUGUGAUCUUGUUGUUAAUCUUGUCUCUUUACCCUCUCUUUACCUCCCAUUAUGGGGCCUUCUGUGACUAUGUUGUAGCUUUACUUCUUGUCAUUGAAGGGCUAGUGCUUAGUAACUAAGCAUUUCUUCUUUGCUUAUUUUCAAGUAGCCCUUGGAAAGAAGAGAAGAAAGGGUUGUUUCAUUCAAUUGUUUUUAUCUGGAUAAUGAAUUUAUUAUGAACCUUAUGCAGCUAUAGUAACCAUCUAUUUUGGUCCAAUUAGGAAUCUAUUGGAUUCAGUUCAUACAUUACUGGCACCAAAUUUGCUGUUGAAUUUCAAAAGUCCACUUAAAGAUUGGAAAAAGCUGGGCUGCUUACCACCAAGGCAAAAUCCACAAUUUCUUAUAUUAGCAAAAGGACCUUUCAAACCCACAACCUUCCUGAAGUACAAAUACUUAUACAUAAUCAAAAUUAGUAGUUUAUUUUGUAUAAAAAAACACCACACAUGUUGCUAAAUGUCCAGAACCGAGUCGAAUCGCGAGUUGAGCAAAAUUAUACGUAAACGUAAAAGCGAGACCUGACGAUCAGAAAUUUUUGUAGCCCUGUUCGAAUUCAAAUUUGAUUUGUUUUUUCCAUUAAAAAAUCCACGACAACGAAAAUCGAUCAGAUCUAAAUAUCGCGACUCGGUUAAAUAUAUCGACCGAAAUGCUGCCCUAACCCCCUGUUCUCAUGUUGAAAACAAAAGGGUCCUGAAUUGGACUGGAACUUUUAAACGUAUGUUUUGUAUUCUUCUACUUAGGAGGGCUUUUGAAUAAUUCAUCAUGACCACCAAAAAAAGUACUCAUAAAAUCUAGAGAGACACACGUUGUCGUGAAUUGACCGGUAAAAAAAACGAAUUUUGGUUGCAAAAAGUCGGCACAUUACAUUACCAAUACUUUACAAAGCCGACCCAUAAGCCAUAAUAGCCCAUGAUGAGACUGUGUCCACAUCGGAAAAAGCUACCUCUGUCUUUUGAUCGCGCUUUAAUUAUGUUCAAGAAGAAGGCAGCAUCAUCAGUUGGCAAAAACUUGGCUGUGUUGGGUAUAUUAGUCAUCUUAGCAGCCUCCUCCUUGAACUGUGCUGCAGCGCAGCCAGCAGCCGUUUCCAACAAUGAAGGAAAUGCUAACUGGAGCAAUGACGAUGAUGGCACGGUGAGGAUAGACCCUCUGGACAAGUUCAAGAAAUACAGGGGAGGGUUCGACAUCACUAGCAAGAACUACUGGAGUUCGACUGCAUUUACAGGAAUAUAUGGCUACGCCAUUGCCGCACUCUGCCUCCUAGCUGGAAUCUUCUAUGGAGUUUUCAAGCUUGUUGCUCUUUGUUGCGAAAAUCGGAGUAGGAAUUCGAACGAAGGCAGUAAAUCGUCACCGUCUAACAACGACAAUUAUGUGAUCUACAGACGCCUAGUUAUCAUCGUCCUCCUCACUCUUGUGGCCAUAGUGGUUGCAAGUGGAGUGGCACUAGAAGGUAGCGCGAACUUCCACAACAGGGCCAAGAAGGCAGUGGACAUCAUCAUCCACACUGUGAACAAUGCCUCGGGGACCAUCUACGAUGUCACGUCCGCGAUGACCGGCAUUGCUCGUACUCUGAAAUCCUCCGCCGAGGUCUCGAACCGAUUCCCGGCGGCCAGGGCUGCGUCGAAAUUCCUGAGCUAUAUGUCCCGGAGGAUGGAUCGCGAGGCGGCCAACAUUGAGAAGGAAGCUAGGGACAAUAGGCGACUGAUCGAUAUAGCCGUCACUAUUGUGUACGUUGUGAGUGUCGUCGCUAUUUCUCUCAAUUUGGCCGUCGCAAUUGCUAUUUCAGCUUUUGGGGUACUGAGGAUUCGGAAAGCAAUUAGCUGGCUUCUUCCAUUAUUUUGGUCGCUAAUAGUCCUCUGCUGGUUGCUAUUUGGCAUCUAUUUCUUCUUACACAAUUUCGCAAAUGACACGUGUCGAGCCCUCAAGACGUUCGAUCAGAACCCUCAGAACAGCAGCCUCAGCUCGCUCGUGCCCUGUGAUGACCUAGCGGCAGCAAGACCGACUCUGAGACGGGUAAGAGAGGGGAUUUACGAUCUCGUCUCCCAACUGAACGUCGUCGCCGCCAACGUGACGGCGGCGUACGGAGUGCCGGCUAACUACAUUCAAGUAUGCAACCCUUUCUCGCCGCCGCCGAACUACCAUUACCAGCCUCUCGAUGAGUUCACUUGCCCUCCUCCAGCGUUCCCAAUUGGCGACAUCCCAAAGGUAGUGAAAUUGGUGACAUGCUCAGACGACGGAACAUGUGGGCACCAGCAGUUCGUAUCCGCCGCCGAUUACAGACUGGUGGAGGGCUACGCCAGUUCGAUCCAGAGCCUCGUCGACGCCUUCCCGGAGAUGCAGAGCCUGGUGGAAUGCGACUCCGUCGAAGCUUCGCUGUCUCAAAUUGUUCACCGCCACUGCCAGCCGUUGAAGAAGAAUGCGAAGAUGGCUUGGGCGUCAUUGGUCCCCCUCUCUGUUCUCAACAUGGCUCUUCUCGUUUUGGUACUGGUGAUACAGAGGAUGGGACCUUUGAGGACGAGCGGUUCCGUUGGUAUCGUCGCUAAAGAUGAUCCGCCGCCGGCGCCUCUGUCUCGCCGUUCUUCGUCGUUGGAGCUAGCCGGCUCCGGCGGCCACCGUGAUCAGUUGGUUUGAGGUUUUUAGUGAAGAUACUUCAUUCUUUAUUUGUUUGUAAUUGUAAAUAUUCCCACAUCCUUCAUUUUAUUUUGGUUAAGUAUUAUAUUUUACAUAGUGGUAUAGAGUGAUAGGUAAUAUAUAUAUAUUUUUUUAAAGAAGGAUUCAUUUUAUUCAUUGAAUCUGUACAAAAUUAGACAUAUAGUUAUUGAAAAGUAGAAAUAAUAUUUAUGUUUUAUGAUAUGAACCCAAUCAAGGGGAAGAGAAACAUUUAUGGUUAAGUAUGUAAUUAUAUCGUCUUUUUGUUUGAUGUAUGUCGAUGAAUGAAAUUUCGAUUUUGAUCGAUUGUUUAGAGAUAACAGAAUGUGAAAGAUACGAAGUUUUGGAUUAUUAUACUAGAUUUUUUUGAAAUUGGUAUAUUACGUUACUUGUGACAUAAUUCGCUUAUGAAAAGUCAAAUCUUAUCCACCACAUACUCAAUAAUUAGAGUUAAUUGGACAUUUUGAUGGUGAAAUGCAUUUUAAAUACGACGAAAAGACAAAAUGAGUUUUGUGUGUUUGCUUUUGAUUUUAAAUUUACUAGCGAGUGUGGGAUGGUACCAAAUGGUCGAACUUGAGACCAAACUCCAAAGUGUAGACAAGUAGCAUGAGGAAUCUAUCAUCAAAACGACAGUAAAUAUUGUGAAAUUCA